Messenger RNA from Lipotes vexillifer (Yangtze River dolphin), 747 nucleotides. It is a transcript of the gene TMEM74B, whose product is annotated as transmembrane protein 74B. Lineage: Eukaryota; Metazoa; Chordata; Mammalia; Artiodactyla; Lipotidae. The coding region runs from base 1 to 747 and encodes 248 amino acids. The record is from RefSeq and is a predicted model, not a curated record. The transcript has 2 exons.
AUGGGCUCUGCCAAGCGGCCAAGGGAUGAGCUGGGGCCCGCCUUCCCAAUGGCAUCUCCCCCUGGUCUGGAACUGAAGACACUGAGCAAUGGUCCCCAGGCCCCAAGGAGACCAGCUCCUCUGGGUCCAGCGGCCCCACGCAGGGAGGGUGUGGAGAAUGCCUGCUUCUUUUCGGAGGAGCACGAGACUCAUUUCCAGAACCCUAGGGAUGCCAGACUGGGCAGCUCCCCCAGCCCCCCCGAGGGCGUCCCCUCAUGGCCCCGAUCCCAGAGGGACGACCUGUCCCUGCGUUCAGAAGAGGGGCCAGGCCUGGAGCCUGUGAGCCGCCCGGUGGAUUACGGCUUCGUUUCCGCUCUGGUUUUCCUGGUGAGCGGGAUCCUCCUGGUGGUGACUGCGUACACCAUCCCCCGAGAGGCCCGUGUCAACCCGGACACAGUGUCAGCACGGGAGAUGGAACGACUAGAAAUGUACUAUGCGCGCCUGGGCUCACACCUGGACAAGUGCAUCAUUGCAGGCCUGGGGCUGCUCACAGUGGGCGGCAUGCUCUUGUCUGUGCUGCUGAUGGUCUCCCUGUGCAAGGGAGAGCUGUACCGCCGGCCGAACUUCGUCCCUGGCAGGGGCUCCAGGAAGACCUACGGCUCCAUUAACCUGCGCAUGAGACAGCUCAGUGGGGAUGGGAGCCAGGCCCUGGUGGAGAAUGAAGUCGUCCAGGUCUCGGAGACCAGCCGCACCCUCCAGGGGUCUUAA